UUUUUGAAUACCCCAAAAAAGAAUAAAAGUGAAAUCAGUGAAAUAUGGCGAUAGUGGAGAAAUUGGGAGAAUAUAAUGUUCUUCCUUUAUUGUAUGACGAAUCUGCUGAUGAAUCAACUUCACAUAGCUUGUUUCUCAAGAAAUAUCGAUCUGAUAAGAAGUCGAUGGAUAAACCUGUUGGAAAAACUUUAACUGUUCUUAAUAUUCCGCCAUACGUGACUGAGGUUAAUCUUGAGCGGAUUUUCAGCACAGUCGGUCCAGUUGAGAAAGUAACACUUAUCGACAGUUAUAGUAAUGAACACCAUUUGAAAUAUCAAGUCCCAUCAGAAUUUUUCAAUCAACGUCAACCAUUUAAAUUCAAAAUUGGUUUUAUUGUGUUUAAAAAAUCUGAUUCUGUCGAAAUUGCGCUUCGUUUGGAAAGUCUUCCACCUUUAAAUAACGAUAAAGAUGUCUUACUGACUGGUGUUGAAAAAUGGACCGAAGAAUAUAACAAACAAAUUGUUGACACAAGUGAAAUGCAAACAGAAAUAGAUUUCUACAUGAAACAUUACGAUAAAGUCAAGAAUUCUGAGACGAUUGAAGAUGAAGGUGACGAUGAAUGGAUAACAGUUGGAAAGAAAGGACAAAAUGCAGGUUUUAAACAAAAAGAAUCUGUCAUCAGUAAACUUGAGCAGAAGAUUCAAAAUCAAAAGAAGCGAGCAAAGAGUUUAAGCAAUUUCUACACAUUCGAAUUACGUGAUUCGAAAAAGCAGCAACUUUUAGAACUUCGUAAGAAACUCGAAGAUGACAAACUUAAAAUCAUGUCAAUAAAACAAAAAAGGAAAUUUAAACCUUAUUAAAUAG
Messenger RNA from Clunio marinus, 843 nucleotides. Lineage: Eukaryota; Metazoa; Arthropoda; Insecta; Diptera; Chironomidae. The record is from the annotation of a GenBank genome assembly.